This is a messenger RNA of Nelumbo nucifera (sacred lotus), 2091 nucleotides long. RefSeq names its product ACT domain repeat 4 (gene ACR4). NCBI's taxonomy places the organism in Eukaryota, Viridiplantae, Streptophyta, Magnoliopsida, Proteales, Nelumbonaceae. The record is from RefSeq and is a predicted model, not a curated record.
GCAAUAUUGGGUGUCAGUUGUUCCCUUGCGGUUCCGUUUAUAUGAAAUGGUCAUGCGGUCUCUCUGUACUUAAGUUAUGGCUUUUGAAUCUUGAGCCCCUGACUUUUCUGGUUUUUUGUGUGUGUUAUAACUGGUUCGCUUGAUAGUCUUGGAUAGUUUCUUUGUCCUUUUUUUCCUUUUAUAUUCUCCUCUUUACUGAUUUUCGAGACCAAAAGAAUUCAUAGGCUCCUGGGACUGUUGCUCUUCCACGGUGGUUAGACUUCCUUUUAUUAUAUCUUGAUUGGCUCUGGGUAUCAUGGGUUCUAUCUUUUCUACUAGUUCCACUGUGCUCUUCUCGAUUGAGACCGGUUUGAAUUCUUCGUGGGACAUGGAUGAUGAAUAUGAGAAAUUUGUUCGAAGGAUGAACCCACCCAGGGUUGUAAUUGACAAUGAAGCUUGCAAAAGUGCAACAGUUAUACGGGUGGAUAGUGCAAACAAACAUGGAAUACUUUUGGAGGUUGUGCAGGUUCUUACAGAUCUGAACCUUAUUAUUACUAAGGCUUAUAUAUCGUCUGAUGGUGGAUGGUUCAUGGAUGUUUUUAAUGUAACUGAUCGAGAAGGCAACAAACUUAAAGAUGAAUGUUUGCUGGAAUAUAUUAGUAAGUCUCUUGGGGCAGAUUCCUCCUAUGUACCCUCGAUGAGAAGAUCUGUAGGGGUUGAACAAUCAACCAACCACACAUCAAUUGAGUUAACUGGCACUGACAGACCAGGACUGCUCUCUGAAGUCUGUGCUGUUCUCACUUGCCUGAAAUGCAAUGUGGUUAAUGGUGAGGUCUGGACCCACAAUACACGGGCUGCAGCUGUGAUGCUUGUAACUGAUGAGGAGACUGGAGCUGCAAUCACUGACCCAGAGAGGCUAUCCAAGAUUAAGGAAAUGCUCUGCAAUGUACUAAAGGGUAAUAAUAAAACUAGGGAGGCCAAGACUGUAGUUUCUCUAGGAGUGACGCACACUGAAAGAAGGCUUCACCAGAUGAUGUUUGCUGAUCGCGAUUAUGAACGAUCAGAUAGUGAUACCUUGGAUGAGAAGCUCAGACCCAAUGUGACAGUUGUUAAUUGGCAUGACAAGGACUAUUCAGUUGUCACAAUUAGGUGCAAGGAUAGGCCAAAGCUUCUCUUUGACACAGUCUGCACUUUGACUGAUAUGCAAUAUGUGGUUUUCCAUGCAAAUGUUGAUGCUGAAGGGGCAGAAGCUUAUCAGGAAUACUACAUUAGGCAUAUUGAUGGGUCCCCUGUCAAUUCAGAAGCUGAGAGACAAAGAGUAAUCCAAUGUCUUGAAGCAGCUAUAGAAAGAAGAGUAUCUGAGGGAUUGAAGCUAGAGCUGUGCACAACAGACAGAGUUGGUUUGCUAUCUGAUGUCACUCGUAUAUUUCGUGAGAACAGCUUGUCAGUCACAAGGGCAGAAGUGAUGACGAGAGCAGGGAAAGCCAUCAACACCUUCUAUGUUCGUGAUGCAGCAGGAAAUCCUGUUGAUGCCAAGACUAUUGAUUCAAUUCGAGAAGCAAUUGGUCAGACAAUACUCCAAGUGAGAGGCUGUUUUGAGAGUCCAAAAUCUCAGGCUCAAGAAUCUCCGACCAGGUUCCUUUUUGGUGGUCUAUUUAAGUCCAGGUCUCUCUAUAAUUUUGGUUUGGUCAGAUCCUAUUCUUGAUGUUGAGGUCAGGUCGCAGGGCUUGCACUAAGGUUUCUCUCAGUUGCAACCAUAUAAAUACAUCUCUGCCUGCUGCUGCAAACUCAAACAUGGAUUACUUCCUUAUGGAACAUGCGAUGGAAGGUAGAGACACGGUCAAGUUUUCCAAAUAGGAAAAAGGUGGAAAAAAACAGAUAUUUAGUGGGACCUGUAAAUUCAUCCAUUUCCCCUGUUGUGCCAUUUGUUAAUGAGGGAUCCAACCCCUUUGGACCAAGAAGCGUAAGGAAAAAGGUAGAACAAAGAUGUAAAUGAAAUAAUCAGCUGUAAAUUAAAGGGUUAUAUCAAUGCUUUCUGGGCUGGCCCUGAGCUCUGUUAUAGAAAAACAUAUGGGUGCAAUCUUUGUAAAUAAUAAAUCCUAUUCUUUUUCA